Messenger RNA from Cynara cardunculus var. scolymus (artichoke), 1772 nucleotides. Its product is annotated as transcription factor SRM1. The record is from RefSeq and is a predicted model, not a curated record. Gene Ontology annotation, molecular function: DNA binding. The transcript is spliced from 3 exons. The coding region runs from base 723 to 1613 and encodes 296 amino acids. NCBI's taxonomy places the organism in Eukaryota, Viridiplantae, Streptophyta, Magnoliopsida, Asterales, Asteraceae.
UAAAAUAUUGACACUUUCCCUAAUCUCAGCCAUGGAAGAUGACCAUAGCUUUGGUUUCUUGCAUAAUUUUGGGAAUAAGCUGGUCAAACAGUCUUCUACGCCAACCCCCAUACCUCCAUACACGAGCUCUCAGAAAAUUGGCAAAAUUGACGUUUAUGGCAGAUUCCAGAUGAUAGCUGACGCCUUGAGUUGUAUGUGGGGGUCCCCUCUUGCAUCAUCAAUCAUCUCUCGUGUACCGACACAGCGCCACACCCACUUCAAUUAAUUUUAAUUAGGGUUUAUUUCAUUCACACAUGGAGUUGCUGUUUGAUUCAGCUUCCUGCUAAUGGAAGAUCGCAUCUAUUAAAAUCAAGGGGAAUCAGCACUUCACAAGAGUCAUCAAUGUUCUUAUUGUCAGGACGUAAUCACCAUCAAAGUUAUUUAAGGUGAUCAUCUUUUUGUGGUGCUCUUCUCGCCCAUUUGGUUUUCUUUGGUGAUAUGGUAUUGAAAUAGUUCAGGAUCCAAAUAAAAAGGGGCAUGAUUGUAUUCCAGGGUGUUUCUGAUUAGGUUUCUGUAUUACCUUUUUGGUGUUUGAGUAACUUGAAACAGAUUUUACUAGUACUAGUGCUAAUCUGUCCGUUUGGGUAGAGGUCAGGUCUGUCUAUAUCUCGCCCUUCCCAGACCCUACUUUUGAGUGGGAUUUACUGGGUCCGUUUGGUUUCGUUUGGUUUGGUUUGGUUUAGAUGAUGGCAGAUGAAAGUGCCAGAGAGUCUAUAUGGACUAGAGAUCAAGACAGGGCUUUUGAGAAUGCUCUAGUUGCAUAUCCUGAGGAGGAUUCUAAGGAUCGGUGGGAGAAUAUUGCGACCAAUGUUCCGGGAAAAUCAGUGGAAGAAAUCAAGCAUCACUAUGAGUUGUUAGUUGAUGAUUUGAACCGUAUCGAGUCUGGUAUUGUUCCGGUGCCUUGCUAUAGUGGUUCUUCUGAUGACUCUGCAAGCCAUGGAGGUGAUGAUGGAAAUGGAACCAGUAAGAAAGGUGGUAAUUUGGGUCACCAUAACAGUGAAUCAACUCAUGGAGGUAAGGCCUCAAAGUCAGAUCAGGAGCGCCGGAAAGGUGUUGCUUGGACCGAGGAUGAACACAGGUUAUUUCUUCUUGGUUUGGAAAAAUAUGGGAAAGGCGAUUGGCGAAGUAUAUCUAGGAACUUUGUGGUGACGAGAACACCGACUCAAGUUGCAAGCCACGCCCAGAAGUAUUUCAUUCGUUUGAACUCAAUGAAUAGAGACAGGAGGCGAUCAAGCAUUCACGACAUAACUAGUGUCAACAAUGGGGACACAUCGGUGCCUCAAGCUGCAAUCACGGGUCAAACAAAUGGUUCUCUGGCAGGUAAAUCAAGCAAACAAUUCGCUCAAGUUACUGCAGAUCCUCCUUCCUAUACCGUCAGCAUGUAUGGAGGAACAACAGUAGGGCAACCAGUAGGACUACCACUAGUUUCGGCAGUAGGCACACCCGUAAAUCUUCCACCACCGUCACACAUGGCAUACGGUGGUAUCCGUUCACUGGGACAAGUGGUCCCAGGUGCCCCGAUGAAUGCGGGUCCCAUGACAUACCCAAUGUCACACACGUCAUCCCAUAAGUGAACAUGCAAGUUGUGGACUUAUACAAAGAAGGUUAGAAAGACACUGUAGGCUCAUCGUCGUUUUGAAUUUAUAUCUUCUUCUUGACUCGAGCUAUAAUAGUUUUACUUCCUCCAUCCCAAAAUAAGUGUCUACUUUCAGAAGUAAGUUACCACUUUCCAA